UUUGAUAGUGGAUUUGGGGCGGGACGCGCCGCAAAAAUUCUGAAAAUGCAAGAUUACUCUUCCACCACAAUAUCUGUGCUUGUACUUCUGCCAUUACUGGCUGUCUUCGCAGUUGCUGGAAAUGUGCUCGUUCUUGGUAUCAUUGCUCGGUUUAAGAAAUUUCGCACCUUUCCAAACAUUCUAAUCGCUAAUCUGGCGUUCAUGGAUUUACUCCGCGGGCUCAUUGAAGCACCCAUGUACCUGCUUUGGGGUGUCCUUAAUGUCGCAUGGUUUACAGGAAAGACUUUUGCGAUAAUUUCGCUUUUUGUGACCCGCCUCUGUUUCCAUCUUAACACCGUCUCCAUGUUGGUGCUGCUCGUAAAUGUGUCUAUGGCAAUAGCACUAGACCUAAAAUAUUUCACAUGGAAGACGAAUGAAAAAGCUAUGGAAAUAGUACUUAUAGAGUGGGUGGUCUGCUUUGGCGGAACUAUUUUGUUGUCGUGGUUUGAUUCUGAUAUCGACCUUCAGGAUGCUUCUGUUUUCAGUUACCGUCGGGCCUUUUUAAUUAAAUCAAAAAUGGUCUUGAUAGUGAUUCUCGCAAUGUUUAUUUUGACCACAAUUGCUAUCGGUGUCCUGGUAUUUUGCUUAAUCCAAAGGAAGAAACGCCAGGUGAGAUCAAAAGUUUAUAAUAAGUAUUUUUCUAUUUUAUUUUCCAGGCAUCCUUAUGCCACCCUGAUAAGGGAAUGUGCAAUAAUUAUCAGAAGGGGGGUUCUAAAAUCCAAUGGGGAUGGUGGGGGGGCUAAACUUAAAUUAUGGUGUAGGGUGGGGAAGUUUAGAUGUCAAUUUUUUUUAACAUAGAGGGAGGGUUACAAGUUAUAUUGAUGUUUGAGUGGUACAUAAUUUAUUCAAACUUAACUUCUUUGUUAUUGAUCUGGCUUCUAAGAAUAUCACGAAUAUCAAGAACAGUACAUGGCACACCUAGAACCCGUAAUUAAUAAAAACUUUGCAAUGAGGCAUAAUCUGUAAACUGAAUAGCCUUUGUUAUUAUUAAAGACUUCUUUACAAAAAAAAAAAUCAAGAACAAACGUGUCACAACGUAUAUGUAGUUUGACACAAAUCACAAACAAGCAAAACAAAUAUUACUAAACAUGACAAUUUGAACAAAAGCUGUGAACGAGGUCCUUGGCUUUCCCAAUAAAGCAUGAUUUGCAUGCAAGUAUAGAUCACGCAGAAUUUGACAGUUUGUGAAGUAAAUAUUGAGAGAUUUUCUUUUUCAAUAUGAUCUACUUGUGGGAUCCUAUAAAUAUCAGGUCCGGUACUCACUGAUAACGGGGCUUCCCCCUUAUGAACGGACGCGCGCAAGGGAGACGCGCAAGAACCACCCCCCCCUCCCCCCUCCAGGUUAUUGCACAGGUUAUUGUAUUAUUGCAAAGCCCCUAACAGAGUGUUGGAUUCGCUAGGAUUUGAACAGUCUCGGAGUCGGUUAUUCCCAUGACCUAUGAUAUGCUGGAAGCUUGUUUACAAUCAAACCAGCAACGUUCAUAUCCAAGUCUUAGGUUUUUAUAAUUUCUCAGGAGAAGAAUGUUUCAAUAAAAGCCUCUUGGACCAGGGCAAAUCGUUCUCGGCGUAAUAUAUCGGUGUAAGAUAUCUAAGUAGCUCUUAAAGCAAUGACAUACAAUAAAAGCAUUUGAAUAUUACAGGUUCAUUUGCAAUAAUAAUUAUAUUUUCAUUUCAGAAAUACAAUAUCUUUUAUCAUGUUGAAUUGAAGAGAAAAUUUAUCAUUUUCUGAUUCUUAGGGAUGUAGAGUCAGGGAUGGUCUUAUUUCAACCAUAUGUAGAAAAUAUAGCGCAUUAACCUGAUUUGAUGGCAUUCUUUCAUAGAGAAAGCGGUUAAAUCUGCCCCGACUCCAAGGCCAGGCCAGACUUCAACUGGAUAUCCAGGCUUCCAAAACUGUCAUCAUUACUGUACUUGCAUUCCUAGUGUGCUACACACCGCCCCUCUUAAUUGCAAUCCUGGGUCCUCCUAAAGCUGAUCCCAUCAAAGUGCAUUUUCCUCGUCACAUAGCUUUCCUUUGCACGCUCCUUUCCAGCGGGAUCAAUCCCGUCAUCUUAUGUUUUCGAGCGAAAAGGUUUCGCCGCGCACUGAAACAGCUUCUUCAAGACCCCUUCGGAAAAACCACUUUUCAAGACACGGAGCAAAAGAAAAGAUCCAAAGAGAAUGUUACGUGCAAGAAUGCAUGCGAGGCUGAAAAAGACAAGGCGAGAAACGACCCUGCAGCUUGCUCAUCCAACAGCUACAUAGAUGAAAUUGUAAACACAGGUAAAGAGAGAGGACGACGCUUGCGUAAUCAGAUCAUGCCCUUUCCAUCACAGGAUGCACAUUCUCAGAUCAGGCCAUGGUUAGCAUGGGUUGGCAACCAUCUCACAGACCCUGCGGAGAUAAGCUCCGGAGAAGAAAGUCCAACGCCAAGAGAAGAUUAUACACAGCAUGAAAUAACUGUGGAAGUACACCCAGAACCCAGCGACCGAUCAUCAAAACAGGAAAAUGGGGAAAAUCCAGCAACACCAAACACGUCACCGUGA
This is a messenger RNA of Porites evermanni, 2561 nucleotides long. The record is from the annotation of a GenBank genome assembly. Lineage: Eukaryota; Metazoa; Cnidaria; Anthozoa; Scleractinia; Poritidae.